AAUACCGUUUAGUAGCUUCUUUACAUACAUGACCCAGAACACAGUAAUUGAGCGUCGGCUUGGUGUCUCUGAGAAUUUCUUCCGGUCAAGAACCGCUAGUGGCUUCUAUAGGAACUUCCAAGUGACUGCAACUUAUUCUAAAAAUUUGACCGAAUUGAAGUUGCUUUAUAUGGCAUUGAGGAAAACAAUACUUGAAUAUCAUAUUCUCAUCUGUAAUAUUUUCAAAGAUCAAGAUGCCGGUUACUCGGUCUAUAGACCGAUUGCCAAUGCCAAGUUAGGUGAUUUGGUUGAGUUUAAAGGUGAAUCUUUCGGGUUUGAAAAAGGUUUAUUAACAGAGAAUUUCAUGAAAUAUGCUAAUGAUGAAUACGUUUUCCCACUAUACGUGGAAAAACCCUUGUUCAAAUUGAUAGUCUUGGGAGAUUAUAGCGUAUGUGCGCUCUUUGAACAUACAAUUGCUGAUGGUGUUGCUGGAAACUACUUCCAUGAAGUCUUUUUGAAGAAUUUAGCUCAUAUUGAUGAUCUUCAAGAUUCUGACUCAUUCGAAGAACAAUUUGGUGUUUUACCUCUGGUUAUCGGGGUGGACUCGAUAAUAUUCGAUUAUUCAAAGGAUAAAGAGUUCAUCAAGAAUUCAUUACCCCCUCCAAUCGAUGAUUUCAUGGAGGAUAUUGAGCUUGACUAUUCUUUCGGCAAAGAAGACUUCUUUGAAAAGGUGAUUCCCAAAGAGUUCCCCGAUAGAUGGCCAGGAAUAUCUCCUAGUACCUCCGAUUUCUCAAUAAGCUUUAAAUUGAUCAAUAUCAGUCCAGAUCAAUUGAAACUUUUAUUGGCCAGAUGUAAGAAGGAAUCGGUUACUUUGUCUGCUUACAUUGCCGUGAUAUUCUAUAUGACUUUACAGUCAGUGGUUGGUGAUAACCACCACACUGUGAAUAAGACCGCUAUCAACUUGAGAAGAUUUAUGGAUCCCAAAUUCACCUCGCCUGAAUACCAAUCCAUUUUAACUGACCCCGAAUAUAAAAUAUUAGGAACUUUCGCUCAUGUUGGAGUUGGCCAAAAUUUACCUCCAAUCAAUGAUUUUUCCUGGGAAUUGACCAAAUCGUUCAAUACAAACUUGAAAAGCUUGCUUUCCAAUAGAAGACUUCUCAACAACCAAAAGGCUUUUAAAGAGGUAUAUAGUGAAUUAGAUGAUAAUACUGAUUUCUUCACGAAAACUUUGGGUAAACCCAAAGUUGAUCAUACUAAAUUUUCAAACUUGGGUCUAAUUCGUUUCCCCAAACUUGCUAAUAAUUGGACAAUCACCAAUAUGGUCUUUGCUCAGGACCUUUCCCCAUCUGCUGCAGAAUUCAUGUUGAGCUCUAUUUCAACUGCUCUUGGGGGAAUGAACUUUGUUUUAAGUUAUUUCGAUCUUGGGCCACAGUCCAAACCCCUUGAUUCUUUGAUCACUGAAUUGAAGCAUAACAUACUUCGUUUUGCUCUCGACUAGACUAUAUAAUGCUUUUACUUAAUAUUUAAUAAC
This is a messenger RNA of Hyphopichia burtonii NRRL Y-1933, 1510 nucleotides long. RefSeq names its product Atf1p (gene ATF1). The record is from RefSeq and is a predicted model, not a curated record. Gene Ontology annotation, molecular function: N-acetyltransferase activity. NCBI's taxonomy places the organism in Eukaryota, Fungi, Ascomycota, Pichiomycetes, Serinales, Debaryomycetaceae. Bases 29 to 1477 code for a protein of 482 amino acids. The transcript has a single exon.